Molecule: messenger RNA, 3367 nt
Organism: Hippocampus comes (tiger tail seahorse)
Lineage: Eukaryota; Metazoa; Chordata; Actinopteri; Syngnathiformes; Syngnathidae
Gene: tbck
Product: TBC1 domain containing kinase
Exons: 25
Coding region: 332-2953 (873 amino acids)
Biological process (GO): protein phosphorylation
Cellular component (GO): nucleus
Molecular function (GO): ATP binding; protein kinase activity
Source: RefSeq, a predicted model, not a curated record
AUCUGGCCGAAACAAUCGCCGGUUAAUAAUUAGUUCAAAAUGACAUUUUGACAGUAGAGUUGAAAAAAGAAGUGGCGAACACCAUACUUCAAAUCUUCUUUUUUGGCAUUCCAUAACCGAAAUUAUGCCUUAAACUCGUGUGUAAAUUCGUGCCUCUUUCAAUACCUCGAUGUCGCACAAAUAUGACGUCACUGAUCACGUUAUUGCCUUUUUUUUUGCGAUAACAACCAACUUCAUAAAUGAAAAUAUUGCUACUUUAAACCUGCUGUCCAUGCACUAGGACAGCCGGACCCUUUUGCCGUGAAGCGAGUGCAGGGACACCUUUCGUAGGAUGCAGCCCCUCAAGGAUGCCCAGUUGGGGGCUUUUACAUUCUUCGCCUCAGCGCUCCCCCAUGAUGUGUGCGGCAGCAACGGCCUUCCCCUGACCCCCAACUCCAUCAAAAUAUUAGGACGCUUCCAGAUCCUGAAGACCGUCACCCAUCCCAGACUCUGCCAGUAUGUGGACAUUUCCAGAGGGAAACAUGAACGACUCAUCGUCGUUGCCGAACACCACGAGAGCAGUCUGAGUGAUUUCCAAAAACGGGGAAACAAAAUCAGCCCAGAGAGAGUUCUGCAGAUUGCCUAUGAGGUUCUGGAAGGCCUGGCCUUUAUGAACAAACACGGUAUGGUGCACAGGGCCCUCAGUGUGCACAAUGUGCUCCUUGAUAGCAAGGGCAACGUCAAGCUGGCAAAGUUUGGCCUCUACCACAUGACUGAUCACGGCGCUGAUGUGGACUUUCCAAUCGGGUACCCAUCAUACCUUGCUCCUGAGGUGAUUGCGCAGGGCUCCUUUCACCCCAGUGACCCUUUGCACCAUGAAGCCCCACGGCCGUCGGGACCCAAAACUGACGUGUGGUCACUUGGCGUUCUGCUGUUUGAACUGUGCGCUGGUCGACGGCUGCUGCAUAACAUCGACAUCAACGAGAGGCUGAAGUUCAUUCUAACUUUGGGUAAGCCGGUCUUUUUCACGAAGACUGUCCACGAGCCGCGGCAGACAUCUCUCGUUAUGUUGUCCGUGUCCUUUCAAGGCUGCAUGGACGACAUCGUCACAGUCCUGGCUGAAGAGCACGGCUGCCUGGAACACAUUCAGGAGCUGCCCGAGAACGUUCUUGCGUUGCUGCAAAAAUGCUUGACCUUCCUUCCUUCCAAACGGCCGAGCCCAGCCGAGCUUUUGGGGGACGCCGUGUUUGAUGGCGUGUCGUGCCUCUACACGCCCUACCAGAAGCCCGUCAGCCUGUUCUCAUCCUCGCUACGCUGUGCACAUCUGGAGCUCCCCGAGGACAUCGGCGACCUUUGCAAAGGGGACGGCGACGAUUACCUUUCAGAGCGGGCCAUCAACGAGGUGUACAACCUGUGGUGCCUUGCAGGGGGCGACCUCGAAAAGGAGCUGACCAACAAGGAGAUCAUCCAGUCCAAACCUCCCAUAUGCACGCUGCCCAAUUUUGUGCUGGAAGAUGGCGAGUCGUUCGGCCAGGGCAGGGAUCGCAGUUUCUUGCUGGACGACACAACGGUGACUCUUUCUCUGUGCCAGCUCAGAAAUAGACUAAAGGACGUCGCAGGAGAAUCUUAUUUCCCUCUUCUGGAGGACGAACAGUCAAGCCUGUCGCACUCCAACAGCGCCAACGAGCUGUCGGCCACCGUCAAGCUACCGCUCAUCAUCCGCGAGAGAGACACAGAGUACCAGCUCCUUCGUGUCAUCCUCUUCGACAGACUGCUCCAGGCUUAUCCUUACAAGAAAAAUCGAGUGUACAAAGAGGCCAAGGUUGACAUCCCACCUCUCGUGCGGGGACUAGCCUGGGCUGCGCUGCUGGGCAUUGAGGGGGACAUUCAGGCCAAAUACGAAAGCCUUGAUAAGGACACACCCAUUCCGACUGACAGACAGAUCGAGGUGGACAUCCCACGCUGCCACCAGUACGACGAGCUGCUGUCCUCCCCGCAGGGUCACGUCAAGUUCAGACGUCUCUUGAAAGCCUGGGUAGUCUCCCAUCCAGACCUGGUCUACUGGCAGGGUUUGGAUUCACUCUGUGCUCCUUUUCUUUACUUGAAUUUUAACAAUGAGGCAUUGGCAUACGCGUGUAUGUCCGCCUUUAUUCCAAAAUACCUCUACAACUUCUUCCUGAAGGACAACUCGCACGUCAUCCAAGAGUACCUGACCGUCUUCUCGCAAAUGAUCGCCUUCCAUGACCCAGAACUCAGCAACCACUUGAACGAGAUCGGCUUCAUCCCUGACCUGUAUGCCAUUCCUUGGUUCCUGACCAUGUUCACACAUGUGUUCCCGCUGCACAAGAUCUUUCACCUGUGGGACACGCUGCUACUGGGGAACUCGUCUUUCCCCUUAUGCAUCGGCAUGGCCAUAUUGCAGCAGCUCAGGGACCGCCUUCUUGCCAAUGGCUUCAACGAGUGCAUCCUGCUGUUCUCUGACUUGCCAGAAAUUGACAUUGAACGCUGCGUCCGUGAAUCCAUCAACUUCUUCUUCUGGACACCAAAAAGUGCAACAUACAGACAACAUGCGCAACCACCAAAGGUCUCCGGUGACAACGGCCUUGGAAAAACCACAACGCGCUACUCGUCUGACGAUCAAGAUUUUCCCAAGACGGACCUCUCUCGCGAGCCUCUCGUGCUGCUGGAGCUGAAAGCUGAAGUGUCCCCUCGCAUCUCGGCAGAGGACUUCAUCGACCUCUGCGAGAUGUCAUACGCCGCAAAUAACCGCAGCAAAGCCAGCAGGCCAAGAAUUAUUGCUGUUGACAUUCGCAGUGCAGAGGAGUAUCCUUCAGCAGAGGCCACAUGUCCGGCAGCAUCAACGUUCCCUUCAGCACGGCGUUCGGCACCGAUGACGAGGUGCUGCAAUGUCCAGCAACGGGAGCCCUCCAGAACUACAGAGGACGGGUUGUCGUCGUCAUCGGCCACGCCAUGAAAAGCGCUUCUGCGUUUGCUGCACACCUCGUCAAGGUGAACUUCCCGCGGGUUUGCAUCCUCGAUGGAGGGAUCAACAAGCUGAAGCCCACAGGACUCCUCACUGUCCCUUCGCCUCAGAUCUGACAGGAGCGGCUGAGUCACUCGGGAGAGACUAUGUACAUAUUCUUGGUGUUUUUUUUUUUUUUUUUCUGAUACCAUCAUGAAUAAAAAAUGGAUCCAUCUUAAGAGCAUUUUUAUGCAUUUAGCUUGGCUCUGAAAAUUGAAAAGACACAGUGGGGCUGCUUGUUUCGAAUGAUAUAGUCCUGUGUUACCAAAAUAUUUGAGGGGGAAAUGAGCCUCUCGGGUCACAUAAAAACCUCAUAUUUGAAUCGUUCUCAUGGAUGAUUAUUGUACAUCGAGAAACUUGAGCUAG